AUGAUGCCGCGGUCCCCCGAUCCCCUCGGCAAUGGCCCGCUCCCAGAAGAGGCCAGGAAGCCGGUUAAGCUGGGCUUGACUUCGGGCGUCUUUAUCCCCGUUUUUCUGAAUAUUCUCAGCAUUCUCAUGUUCCUACGUUUUGGUCUCAUCCUAGGACAGGUUGGCUUCCUCGGCUUCUUAGGCUUGAUGCUCACCGCAUACUGCGUCGAUUUACUCACUACCCUUUCGCUUUCUGCCAUUGCCUCGAAUGGAGAAGUGAAAGGUGGUGGCGCCUAUUACUUGAUAUCCCGGUCCCUCGGGCCUGAGUUUGGCGGCUCCAUUGGAAUACUGUUCUUUCUCGCCCAAGCUCUCAAUUCUGCUAUGAAUUGCGUUGGUCUCAUAGACUGCAUCCGCCUUUACGUCGGCCACAGCUUUCCGCAAGGGUAUUGGACGAGUUAUGGUCUACAAACUGUGGCUCUCGCACUCUGCACAGGCCUCUGCCUUCUUGGAUCUGCCGUCUUUUCCAAGGCUUCAAAUGCCUUGCUCGUCAUAAUGACAGUGUCUAUAAUCAGUAUCCCUAUAUCCGCUGCAUUCAAGUCGCCAUUUCGAGACGCUGAAAGUGGAGUGGAAUUCACGGGCUUGAGCUUGCACACGCUCAGCGGCAACAUGCUUCCACCAACGAGUAGUGCUGCCUACCAAGGCAUAAAGACUUUUCGCGACCUGUUUGGCAUUCUCUUUCCUGCUACUUCCGGCAUCUUUGCGGGUGCUUCCAUGUCUGGCGACUUGAAAAACCCCAGUACCGCCAUUCCAAAAGGCACGCUCUGGGCUAUGUUUGCAACCUUUAUUGUAUACUUUGUCGUCAUUGUCUGCAUGGCCGCCUCCACCACUCACGCUUCAUUCUUGGCCAAUGACAAUAUCCUCUCCGCCAUCAGCUUGUCUAGCCCCGUCAUUUUUGCUGGUGAAUGUGCCGUGACAUUCUUCUCCGCCACAAUGGGAGUCAUUGGUGCCGCCAAACUCUUCCAAGCCCUUGCCAAAGAUAAACUGCUACCAGGGUUAUCAAUUUUCGGAAAAGGCACAAAGAGGGCCGAUGAGCCCAUUCUAGCUGUCCUUCUUACCUACGCCAUUGCCCAAGUGGCCUUGCUUGCAGACUUGAACCAGAUUGCCACAUUAAUCUCCAUGGGCUACCAGAUGACUUUCUUCGUCAUGAACCUGGCAUGCUUUCUCCUCAAGAUUGGCUCCGCCCCAAAUUUCCGGCCUGGCUUCAAGUUCUUUAGCUGGCAGACGGCGCUAGUUGGUAGUCUCUUGUCUGCUGCGGCCAUGUUCUUCAUUGACGAGACGUAUGCGGCCAUGGCUAUUUGUGUAUUGAUCGCAACAUUCCUCCUCAUUCAUUACUUGUGCCCUCCAAAACGAUGGGGCGAUGUGUCUCAAAACUUAAUCUAUCACCAAGUGCGAAAGUACUUGCUGCGCCUGAAGCCCGAGCAUAUCAAAUUUUGGCGACCACAUAUUAUUCUACUCAUCAACAACCCUAGGCGCCAGGCUCGACUUAUUCAAUUUUGCAAUUCGCUGAAAAAGGGCUCUCUCUAUAUUCUCGGUCACGUAAUCGUUACGGACGACUUCAACGCUGGAGUUCACGAGGCAAGGCUGCAGCAGCAAGCUUGGACGAAUUACAUAUCUGAAUUCUCCAGGAUCAAAGCAUUCGUACAACUGACCAUGUCACCAACCAUAAACUGGGGGAUUCGGAACCUAAUACUGUCUGCUGGUCUGGGCGGUAUGCGCCCGAACAUUGCCGUUCUUGGAUUUUAUAAUCUGGAUGAUCUGAGACAGACGAACUCGGCUGUUUCUAUUCCAGACUUGCCGCAGUCCCCGGCCAAAAAAAUGUUCAAAUCAACGAGAUCUUCCGAAGACAAGGUUCCGCUCAGGAGGCGACGCGGCGACACUUCGGCUAGGCUCCUCGAAGGUGUCUUGCCUACGGAUGUCAUUCGGACUGAGCAAAUGAUGGACGUCACAGAAUACAUGACCAUGCUUGAAGACCUGGCUCUCAAAUACAGGUUAAAUGUCGCUGUCGCAAAAGGAUUCGAAAAGCUCGAGACUCCGCGCUCGGACGGAUCCAACACGAAAAAGUUCAUUGACCUUUGGCCAAUUCAAAUGUCGGCAGAGCUGACAGCGGAUGGCAAAAAUAUUGUCACCACAAACUUCGAUACCUACACGCUCAUACUCCAGCUCGGGCACAUUUUGCAUUCUGUGCAGACAUGGAGGAAUGUGUAUGCCGUUCGAGUCAUGGUUUUUGUCGAAUAUGAAAGCGAAGUCGAGGAAGAACUGGCUCGUGUGAAAGCCUUGUUGGAGAAGUUACGUAUUGACGCUACUGUGUCAGUAUUCUGGUUGGCCUCCGGCAGUCUCAAAACUUACGAACACAUCAUCAAUGGCAGCACUGAGGAUUUCGAUACCCAGAUCAUCGUCAGCGAGGCAUUGAAGGACGAAGAGUGGUGGGAUGAGCUGCAGACGUACCGCGGCCGAACAGACUUGUCUGAAAGUCAAGACAGGGCCCAGAUCAGCCACAUUCUUGACUCUACGUCGGGCCGCCGUGGCUUAUACAAUCCGCAUGAAGGGAACGGCUUUGACCAGCGCCGUGCUAGUGUCGUGGCUGGAAUGGCCGAGAUUCCCAAGAAGCCUGAUCUGGCUAUUCUAUCCAAGAUGGGCGUCAACAUGGGUAUCCAUACCCACCACCUCAAUAAUGAGGUCUUCGAUGAAUCAGACUCGGAUUUUACAACAGACAGCGAAGAUGAGGACGCGAGGAGGGAAGUGGAGAUACUGGCACCGUAUGGCUACCCUCACCCUCCAACGCCAUAUCCAUUUGGCACGGGCGGAAAGCCGUCGGAGCAGGAGCCUCUUCUCGAGGGCACCUUGAAACGACGUGGACGAUCGCAAAAGAAGGACAAUUCAGGAGACUCCUCUGUAAAGAGCGAGGCCGUUGCGCAGUCGUUGAUUCAAGCAGCAUCAUCCGAGGCUCCCUCGUACGGCACAAUCGCUACAUCUUCAACUCUGCUGCAGCCCGAACCGAGCUUUCGUCUACCCCAGAACGCGCCCAACCCCCCCGAAGUGUCACGAACCGGAGCAAGCGACCCCCUGACUCCCGCCAUUGGUGCUAACCUCUCGGACGAAACGGACAAGCUCGCCCAGUUCCCUCCCCUUGAUCCCCUCCGUGUGCCUAUCAUCCUCCCUGCCAGCAAGACAAGCUCACGACCCACCAGCCCGACCAGACACGGCACCAAGACGCCCAAGAGCGGCACCAACACCCCUGUUAGACCCGGGAUGUCGCGGCAGUCCUCGGCCGUCAAGUUUUCCAGCCGACCUGUCCCAGAGACAACCACCACCGGCGAGGACUCGCGCCUCGCCUUUGCCCAGCCGACAACCGGCCCGGACGCGGCACCACCUCCCGCACACUCGCGGCAGUCCUCCCUAGGCCGGUUCCCCGGCCGCACCAUGCUCGAGAAGAAGCUCAAUCGGCCCGCAGACGGUGGUGGGGCCAAGACUAUCAGUUUUGCGACCAGUCCCGUCUUCUCGUCUUCGGGCCCGUCUACGCGCCACCACUCGCGCCACAACUCACAGUUUUCCUAUUUCGGCGACGUCGUGUACGAUAUUCCCGAAGUCAAGGACUCGGUGACGCAGGAUGCCGCCGGCGUGGGCGUUGGUGGCUCGCCGUACUCGACGCAGAGUGUGGCGCUCUCGUUCAAUGACUUGCCGAGCCGCGCGCAGCACCUAAUCCUCAAUGAACUCAUGCGGCAGCAGUCGCAGGACACGGCGGUGCUGCUGAGUACGCUCCCGAUUCCGGCCGAAGGGACAAGCACGGACGAGGCGGCCACGGUGCGGUACCUGUCGGAUGUGGAGGUCUUGUGUGCGGAGCUGCCGCCAACGCUGAUGGUAUUGAGCAAUAACAUGACGGUCACUGUGAGCUUGUAG
Molecule: messenger RNA, 3936 nt
Organism: Cordyceps militaris CM01
Lineage: Eukaryota; Fungi; Ascomycota; Sordariomycetes; Hypocreales; Cordycipitaceae
Product: solute carrier family 12 protein
Exons: 4
Coding region: 1-3936 (1311 amino acids)
Biological process (GO): chloride ion homeostasis; cell volume homeostasis; chloride transmembrane transport
Cellular component (GO): membrane
Molecular function (GO): potassium:chloride symporter activity
Source: RefSeq, a predicted model, not a curated record